This is a messenger RNA of Danio rerio (zebrafish), 1080 nucleotides long. The record is from RefSeq and is a predicted model, not a curated record. NCBI's taxonomy places the organism in Eukaryota, Metazoa, Chordata, Actinopteri, Cypriniformes, Danionidae.
AACACGAAAGAAGAAGAAGAAGAUCAGCUCAUCUGUUUUGGCAGCACGUUUUUUCUACAGCGGGAGUGUUUUAAUUCCGGUGUCUUCAGCUUUUGAGCUAUGGAACGUGUGCUGCAGUCAGAAAUCCCCUCAGAUCAAAGUCAUCUUUUGGGAGUUGAGGUGAUUCUCAACAUGGCACAGAUGCAGAGGCUUUCACAAAAGCAUUUGUCAAGAAUAGCAUUCCCCAUAUGAAAGACGCAGCUAUCGAGGAUAUGAUGGCACGCAAGGCAGUGGUCCUGGAAUAUAAAAGACCAAAGAAAAAGGUGAAGAAGGUAAAAGCCAAGGGACUGAAUGCCAAAGAAAGAAGACGGCUGCAAAUAUUCCAGCUUAAGCCUGAACAUCAAAAAUAUGAACUCUUCUUACCUCUGCAUAAGCUGUGGAAAAGCUAUAUUGAGGAUCUGUGCAAUGGAUUGAAACCAGGAAGCAACCCACAGGUGAUCCAGCAGAAGCUCUUGAAAGCUGAUUUCCAUGGUGCUAUAUUAACAGUUGUCAGAUCGAAAUGCCCUUCGUAUGUGGGUCUAACUGGCAUUCUUGUACAGGAACUGAAGCACAUCUUCAAACUCAUUACAAAAGAGGACAAACUAAAAGUUAUACCAAAGAGGAACAGUGUGUUCAGUGUGGAGGUUGGAGGUUUCGUUUCUCACAUCUAUGGCAGCAAGUUUGAACUGCGCUCCAGUGAGCGAUCAGCCAAGAAAUUCAAAGUCAAAGGGACUAUUGACUUGUAACGGACCACAUUCACAUUGUCAUCUUUAACUAGUGUCUUCUACUGGAGCCCAAGAUCCAGUCAGUAUUCAUUAAUCAUGUCAUUUAUUUUGUUUUUAAUCUAAGGAAAGAUUUUAUUUCCAUCGCUUAUAUCUGUAAAACUAGAUUCCUUUAAUGUCCACAAGGGGGAGACAUUCACCCCACCCAUUUUUUUUAUUUUCUUUUUUGUAGAGCAGGAACAAGGAAAUUCAGCCAAUUCAUUUUUUUUAUAUUUAUGAGCUCAUUUAUUUAACUAAAACAAAGGCAGGACUGUAAAUACUUUAAAUAAAGAAAUACAAU